AUGUCGAAGUCACGGGAAGAGGCUAUUAAGGGUAUCGAGGCGAUUUUUGAGAGGUACCGCCUGAUCGCCCAAGCCCAAAAAUUUAAAGGCUUUGACUGCCACCUCAUGGAAAACAUCAAAAUCAUCGAUGCAACCUCCUCAGGAACCGCAACAUUCGAUUUCUUCAUAGAUGAACAGUAUAGCAAUAUCAACAAUGUAAUGCAUGGAGGAGCCGGUGCUGUCAUAUUUGAUAUGUGCACUACGUUUGCUUUGGGACCUAUUGCUAAACCCGGAUCUUGGGAUUUCCUGGGCGGCGUAACGAGGACGCUCAAUUUGAGUUAUCUAAGGGCUGUUCCUGUUGGCAUAACUGUACGCAUCUAUACCGAAGUAGUCCAGUAUGGCAAAACGAUGGCGAUGCUUCGUGGUACCAUGACUAGUCAAGAUGGAUCAAUCAUUUAUUGCACGUGUGAACAUCAUAAAGUGCGUGUGCCAACCCGGAAAGAACAUUUAGAGCAUAAGGUAGAAUGGGAUGGUUUGUGGAGUAAAGAGUCGGAUGGGAAAUCGAAAUUAUAG
Messenger RNA from Botrytis porri, 552 nucleotides. RefSeq lists its product as uncharacterized. Bases 1 to 552 code for a protein of 183 amino acids. The transcript is spliced from 4 exons. Lineage: Eukaryota; Fungi; Ascomycota; Leotiomycetes; Helotiales; Sclerotiniaceae. Gene Ontology annotation, molecular function: fatty acyl-CoA hydrolase activity. The record is from RefSeq and is a predicted model, not a curated record.